AUGGCCUCCGCCGACAUUGACAUGUUCCGGCCACCGAUCGCGCGUGGAAUGAAGGUGCUCGAUCGCUCCUUUUUCGAGAAGACUGUCCCUCUCAAAGCGCUCCGAAUCUUUGACAAUAAAAACAUCUCGAAAGUGCGAUCUCAACUCGGCAAGGACGUUCUCGUGCAGGAGCGACUGGCGAAUGUGUAUUCCGACCCCGAUCCCGAGCGUGCGCGGUCUGGGAAAAAGUGCAUUCUGCUUCGUCCCGACAUACAGGGCGGCGAGAAUGGCGUCAGUGACAAUCUGUCAACAAAGAAGGAUCCACCCGCCUCCCCAGUCCUUCGAGCGCUGCUGGAUCAACAACUCGUCUCGCUCAUUCCCUAUCAGCUACACUUGGACUACACCUACUGGACCUACCACGACGUCAUCUCAUCCAUCCUUCCCCUAGAAGCUCAAGAUGAGAUACCGUCCGGAUUUGCCCAGGUCGGCCACGUCGCUCAUCUCAACCUCCGAGAAGAAUACCUACCAUACAAACAUCUCAUCGCAGAGAUACUUAUGGACAAGAACCCGAGUGUGCGCACGGUGAUCAACAAGAUAGACGACGUGGGUCAGGAGAACGAGUUCCGGACGUUCAGGUAUGAAGUUUUGGCGGGCCCGGAUGACAUGAAUGUCACGGUGUCCGAGGCGAAUUGCACCUUUUCUUUCGAUUACUCAAAAGUAUAUUGGAACUCCCGCCUGCAGACGGAACACUCUCGUCUCGUGGCCUCUUUUACAGAGGGCGAGGUGGUGUGCGAUGUGAUGGCCGGCAUUGGUCCGUUUGCCGUUCCUGCCGGCAAGAAAGGUGUCUUUGUGUGGGCAAAUGACUUGAACCCAGAUUCUCACGCCGGCCUUGUGAAGGCGAUUGCGAAAAACAAGGUGGGAGAGUAUGUCAAAGCCUUUCACGCCGAUGGCAGGGAAUUCAUUCGAUCAGCGUCUUCUCAGCUUCUGGCGGAUGAGCACAAAGUUGAGAUACGAGGCAAAGCUUCAAGGACAGAGGGAAAGCAAAAGCCCGUUGUUCUGAAGACGCUGGUCCAGCCGAAGACGUUUCAACAUUUCGUCCUGAAUCUGCCGGCCUCUGCCUUGACUUUUCUGCCGAGCUUCAUCGGCCUCUACCCACCUGGACUGCGCGAGCGGAUACCCGUUGGAACCGAGAUGCCCAUCAUACACGUGUACUGCUUCAGCGUCAAAGACGAGCUGGUUUUGUCAGAGUCGCUUAAGGAAGAAGGAACGGCAGAUGAGGCAAUCGGCAGCCAAAGCGGUGCAAUUGAGUCGAUAUGUGCGGAAAUCAGCCAACAGCUCAAGUUCGAGAUGAAACCGGGGAGCAUCGAGGACAAAGGCGGUGUGGCAGUGUAUGAUGUGCGGGAUGUGGCUCCCAAGAAGAGAAUGUUCUGUGCCAGCUUUCGAUUGCCGGAGGAGGUGGCCUUUCGGGCGGAGUGA
This is a messenger RNA of Neohortaea acidophila, 1455 nucleotides long. RefSeq names its product Met-10+ like-protein-domain-containing protein. The transcript has a single exon. Gene Ontology annotation, cellular component: cytoplasm; mitochondrial matrix. The record is from RefSeq and is a predicted model, not a curated record. NCBI's taxonomy places the organism in Eukaryota, Fungi, Ascomycota, Dothideomycetes, Mycosphaerellales, Teratosphaeriaceae. Gene Ontology annotation, biological process: tRNA N1-guanine methylation; mitochondrial tRNA methylation. The coding region runs from base 1 to 1455 and encodes 484 amino acids.